AUGGCGGAAAACCAAGCUGCGUGGCUCACUGAAGCAGAAGCUUACCCCUUUGCUGUCAAUGACGCACCCAAGCCCAUCCCCGGCCCUGGGGAAAUUGUCAUCAAGAAUGCAGCUGUGGCUAUAAACCCCGUUGACUGGAAAAUUCAGUUUGUGUACCUCCCACAACUAUUCCAAAAAAAUACUAAUUUAUACAGGACCCAUGGUCGCUAUUUGAAUACGUAUCCAUUCAUUUUGGGCGAAGAUGUAGCUGGUGUUGUGGAGGCUGUUGGCUCUGGAGUAACGCGCUUCAUUAAAGGCCAGAGAGUGAUUGCGCACUGCCAUGGCCUUGUGACACGCAACCCUGCCAACUCGAGUUUCCAGUUGUACCCCGUGGUGACAGAAGCUCUCGCUGCACCAAUUCCGGAUAGCUUGAGUUUUGAGCAGGCCGUCGUUCUACCUCUCGCGAUAUCCACCGCAAGCGCAGGACUAUUUCAAAAGGAGUAUCUCAAUCUCCCUCUACCUUCUUCCAGUAAGACGGAACCUACUGGUCAGACAAUUCUGAUUUGGGGCGGUGCCUCAUCAGUUGGAGCAACGGCCAUUCAACUUGCAGCUGCUUCUGGCUUAACUGUUGUGACAACUGCUUCCGAGGCGAAUCACGAAUUUGUGAAGUCUCUCGGCGCUGAUCUAGUCUUUGACUACCGGUCUCCCACCGUUGUCCAGGAUAUUGCCAAUGCAAUUGAGGGUUCUGAAUUCGUGGGAAUUUAUGAUGCAAUUUCUGAGGAUAACAGCUUUGCACCAUUGGCUGCUCUCGUGGAAAAGCUGAACAUCUCUGUGCCAGUGGCCAGUGUUUUACCAUAUGACAAGCCCACAGAAACCUUUGCUCCUAAAUUUGGUAAGAUCUUAUCAGCACCGAGAUUUCUAUUUGUGGCGAUACUAAUGCUUUCGCGUAUAGUUCUCGCAUAUUCUAUCAUCCAGGAGCCAAACCAGCAUGUUGGCGAGUGGAUUUGGGGCAAAUUUGUUCCUGAAGCCCUAGCAAAUGGAAAAUUGCAAGCUAAGCCAGAUGCUUUAGUUGUAGGCACUGGCCUCGGUUAUAUUCAGAAUGCCCUUGAUAUUCAGAAGAAGGGUGUUUCCGCUAAGAAGGUUGUGGUUUCUAUUUAA
Penicillium salamii is the source of this 1137-nucleotide messenger RNA. NCBI's taxonomy places the organism in Eukaryota, Fungi, Ascomycota, Eurotiomycetes, Eurotiales, Aspergillaceae. The record is from the annotation of a GenBank genome assembly.